AUGCGCAAGGAUUACGAAGGGGGGACACUUAUGCUGUGCUCGAUGCUCCCCCGGAUACGGUACCUAGAAGUCGGCCGCAUGCUUCUCAAGCAAAAGGAAGUGGUGCAGGCCAAGAUUCGGGCCAUAAGUAAAAGCCACAUUGUUCAUCAACAGUCGCAGCAAUGGGCCAACAUUGCCGUAAGCCCGAUCGACCCCCUUGCUAUUCCUGCUAUCCGGGCAACUGGUUGGUGCUCGGAUAUGGACGACUUGUCAAGGGAGCCUCGCCACGGACCGCAUUUUAAUGAGCUUCGACGUGUUUUGUAA
This is a messenger RNA of Metarhizium robertsii ARSEF 23, 303 nucleotides long. RefSeq names its product cytochrome P450 6A1. Gene Ontology annotation, biological process: positive regulation of transcription by RNA polymerase II; chromatin remodeling. Lineage: Eukaryota; Fungi; Ascomycota; Sordariomycetes; Hypocreales; Clavicipitaceae. Gene Ontology annotation, cellular component: histone acetyltransferase complex. The record is from RefSeq and is a predicted model, not a curated record. The transcript has a single exon. Bases 1 to 303 code for a protein of 100 amino acids. Gene Ontology annotation, molecular function: histone H3 acetyltransferase activity.